Messenger RNA from Athene cunicularia (burrowing owl), 950 nucleotides. Its product is annotated as lipopolysaccharide-induced tumor necrosis factor-alpha factor homolog. The coding region runs from base 116 to 556 and encodes 146 amino acids. Gene Ontology annotation, molecular function: zinc ion binding. Lineage: Eukaryota; Metazoa; Chordata; Aves; Strigiformes; Strigidae. The transcript has 5 exons. The record is from RefSeq and is a predicted model, not a curated record.
UGCUGCUUUCUUUCCUAGACACAGCUGUAUGGCAAAGACAUGGAUGAAGUGAUCAACUUUUGAAGCUCAUUUGCUCCCCUGAUUUACCAGAGCUACCUAAAGGUAAACUGCAGAGAUGUCUGAUGAGAAGAGACGUGUGGAAAUUCCUAUGAUUAUGUACGAACCUCACCAGGAAACCUACAUGCAAGAACCCUCUGCACCAGAGUACUGCAGCCAAGGGGGGGGUUAUGAGUAUCCUUCUCCCCCACCUUAUUCCUAUCGAGAAACAGCCACCCUUGAGCAACCAGUUUACAUGGUGUCUCAGCCUCCGAUCAUCGUAGCAGGAAUCUUUUCAAGCAAACCAACAUCCACAAUAUGCCCUUCCUGCCGGCAGCACAUCACCACACAGGUCACCUACAGACUGGGCAGGCUGUCCUACCUUCUGUGCACCACCUUGUGUAUGGUUGGGUGCUGUUUUGGAUGCUGCUUCGUACCUUUCUUUGUGAGGAUCUUCAAGGAUGCAGACCAUUACUGUCCAUGCUGCCAUUUUCAUAUUUAUAGAUACAAAAGACUAUAGAAAUAUAGUUUAUGCAACCAGAUGAUGUCAAAUCUCUGUUUCUUAAUGGCAUAAGAUUCUACACAUAAAACUACUGCUAAGAAACAUAUAGGAGUAGGCCUAGGUUCUGCAGCUCCCUUGCUGGUGAAUCCACCUGGAGUUUACCAUCACGUGGUUGGAUUGACUUUAAAACAAAAAGCCUCAACGACUAAUUUACAGGGUCACUUGAAUUCAUCCUCUAUUUGAAUCAUCGUCCUAAGCUGUGAAAUGACCAGUGAGCGAGUACUUCAGUGCUACUCCUCCUCCUCCUCCUCUCAAAUCUCCAACCCCGCUGGGACACAGACUCUUCUGAACUUUUCAACCCAUCAGUAACCAAGAGGUUUGGACAUGCACAUUUUAGGGAAGUACUUACCUU